AUGUCAUUGUGGACACAAUCGGCGGCCAAUUGGUCAUCACUUCCCGAAACUCUAUGGCUGUCUAUAUUUUCCAGAUGUCACUCAAUAGAUCUGUUGGUCAUCAAAGACGUGUGUCAUCAGUGGCGUCGAAUUGCCGGCGAUUUGUUCCUCACGUCUUGUCUUGAUUUGCGGUCAAAAGCCGUGGAUGUCGUGAAGUUGAAAGAGUUGUUGGACUUUGUGACCGACAAUCUGGUGGUACUGAAGAUUAAUAACAUUUUGACGACAAAAAAAUGUAUGGAUUUUAAUGAACUGAUUGAUUCAUUUGCUGACCUAUCGAUCGGACGGUCCGACACUUUAAUGAUUGAAGUGAUGGAUACUUUGCGUCAAAAGUGUUCACAAUUAAGACGAUUAUCUCUUGAAGGCAUCACUAACUACGUCCCAUACGAUAGUCUUCCCAACGGUUUAACUCAUUUAUCACUAAUCUAUUGUCGAAGUGAUUGUCUUAUAAUAUUUGACUCAAAUGUUGACCACUUAUUGACCAAAUUUGCGUCAAUUGUUUACUUAAAUAUAAGUCAUUUUAAUGUCUUUGAUUCCCAAAUGUGUCACUCAAUCAAUAGCUUUGUUUCACUUAAAUAUCUAUAUAUGGAGUCUUUGUUUCGUAUCAAUGACGGCGGUCUGUCAAACAUUACACCCAAACUGAUCAGUCAAAUGGUUGUCAUUGAUUUGGAGGGAACCGAUGUAACAGACGAGUCAUUGCAAUAUAUCUUAAAUAACGGCCAAUCUCUUGAAGAUCUAUAUUUAGGUCAAACCCUUAUUAAAGCUAAUAUUGAUUUCAGAAAAUCAGAGGCAAAACAUCUCAAAAAGUUGUGUCUUCUUAAGACUAAUGUCUCGACUAAGUCUGUACUUAAUAUUCUUCGAUAUCAUUCAACUCUUUGUUCAGUAAGAUGUGAUGAGACUAUUAAAAUGACAAUUGAUUCUCCGAUUAUGACAUCUAAUGUCCAGAUAAGCGGAUUGUGUAAACAAUAUGUGAUCUGA
Oppia nitens is the source of this 1014-nucleotide messenger RNA. Its product is annotated as F-box/LRR-repeat protein 12-like. The record is from RefSeq and is a predicted model, not a curated record. Gene Ontology annotation, molecular function: protein binding. The transcript has 2 exons. NCBI's taxonomy places the organism in Eukaryota, Metazoa, Arthropoda, Arachnida, Sarcoptiformes, Oppiidae. The coding region runs from base 1 to 1014 and encodes 337 amino acids.